Molecule: messenger RNA, 654 nt
Organism: Eimeria mitis
Lineage: Eukaryota; Apicomplexa; Conoidasida; Eucoccidiorida; Eimeriidae
Product: SWIB/MDM2 domain-containing protein, putative
Exons: 1
Coding region: 1-654 (217 amino acids)
Cellular component (GO): nucleus
Source: RefSeq, a predicted model, not a curated record
AUGUAUUCACCUGUUGGCAGACUGGUGGGCGUGUUGUCGCCCCCCGUGGGAAGAUGCUGCCAGCUGCUCCAGCAGAGGUUACCGGUACCUGCAGCAGCAGCAGCAGCAGCAGCAGCAGCAACCGCUCCAGCAGCAGCAGCUUGUGGUGGCUGGGGUGGUAUCCCUACAUGUGAGGCCCGGGCCCCCCUGUGCAGCUCCCUUCGGCAUUUCUUCUCUUCAGGGCCCACAGACUACGCGACAGCCACCCCAGCUGGCACCCCUGCCACGAACAGCAGCAGCAGCAGCAGCAGCAGCAGCAGCAGCGGCGGCGAGAAGCCGGCCCCGCGUAGAGCAACCGGGCUGCACAAAGUGUGCAACCUUGGGGCCCCCCUAGCUGAGUUCAUGGGCCGCCCCCAGGCCUCUCGCGUUGAGGUGACGAGGUUUAUAUGGUCUUAUAUAAAGGAGAAGGGGUUACAGAAGAAAGACAACAAAAGAAUUGUUGUAGCAGAUGAACGGCUGCUGCCGCUGCUGCAGCAGCGCGAACUCUCUAUGUUCACACUCAACAAAGUCCUAAGCCAACAUAUACACAACACACCAAACCAGGAUAAACAGCAGCAGCAGCAGCAGCAGCAACAGCAACCGAGAGAAGAUACUGAAGCAGACACGAAACCAUAG